AAAAACGUGCAAUAUUUGAAGUCUUUAAGCUAAUCGCUUUCAAAAUAGCUAAUAAUCAGACAAGAAGUCUAGUCAUCUCUGGUCAUCUUUAUCUCAUCAAAGACCAAAUUACAAAAAACCAUCUUAAUUAAUUUCUUCAUAUUUGUCUGAUCAUAUCACAUCCUGUUCAUUCCCACACAAGAAAUGGCAAGUUUCGCGUCCGGAGCAGCACAGUUCAGAAGAGGUCUGAAAACUAAAGGGAAGACUUAUGGAUUGACCAAUCAAAAGAGAAGAGAGAUCAGAGAAAUAUUUGAUCUCUUCGACAUAGACGGUUCAGGUAGCAUCGAUGCUCGUGAGCUCAACGUUGCUAUGAGGUCUCUCGGGUUUGAGAUGACUAAUGAGCAAAUAAACGAACUGAUGGCAGAGGUGGAUAAAAACAAUAGCGGAACAAUAGAUUUCGAAGAGUUUGUGCAUAUGAUGACAACAAAAUUCGGAGAACGAGACUCUAAAGAUGAAUUGUCUAAAGCAUUUAAGAUCAUUGAUCACGACAACAAUGGAAAGAUUUCACCUCACGAUAUCAAGCAGAUCGCGAAGGAGCUAGGAGAAAAUUUCACAGAUAAUGAAAUAGAAGAAAUGAUCGAAGAAGCAGAUCGUGAUAAAGAUGGAGAAGUUAGUUUGGAGGAGUUCAUGAAGAUGAUGAGGAGAACUUCUUACGGCUACUAGAAGAAAUAACAAUAGUAUUGCUUGUGGAAUAUAUUAAGUUAAUUAUAUAAUAAAAAUGAUUUGUCGUAAAUAAAGAAGUUUGAAGUGUGUUUUGCGAAUAAAAAUGUAAUCAUGUUGUAACUACAUCCAUUAUUGAGAACAUGUCAGAUGUCUCAUAAAGAAGUUUGAAGUGUGUUUUUUUUUUCAGAUUUCAAAUAUAUUUAAUUUUUAA
Messenger RNA from Brassica rapa (field mustard), 913 nucleotides. Its product is annotated as calcium-binding protein CML19. Lineage: Eukaryota; Viridiplantae; Streptophyta; Magnoliopsida; Brassicales; Brassicaceae. Gene Ontology annotation, molecular function: calcium ion binding. The record is from RefSeq and is a predicted model, not a curated record.